Molecule: messenger RNA, 2352 nt
Organism: Candida albicans SC5314
Lineage: Eukaryota; Fungi; Ascomycota; Pichiomycetes; Serinales; Debaryomycetaceae
Gene: MDL2
Product: Mdl2p
Exons: 1
Coding region: 1-2352 (783 amino acids)
Biological process (GO): transmembrane transport
Cellular component (GO): membrane
Molecular function (GO): ATP binding; ABC-type oligopeptide transporter activity; ATP hydrolysis activity
Source: RefSeq, a predicted model, not a curated record
AUGAUAAUAUUACCGUCUGUAAGGAAUUUGUUAUUCCUUUCUAGUAGGAAAAGUAUAAAGGUACUACCUGCUCGACAGUAUCUUCAAAACCUUACAUUUACAAGCACAAGACUCAACUUAAUACAUUCAACACCUUCAUCAUAUCUACUAAAAACUGCAUGCUUGUCACAAUUCAGAACGUAUGCCACUACACCUCUGUCUAAUUUACCCCCUUCUCAAGUUUUAGUGAAAUCACACCUCGAUGCAACUAAUUUGAAAAAGAAAGAGAUCAAACAGGAAAGAUUUGAAGAAUUUCAAAAACAAGAAAACAAAAAAACGUUUAAACAGAAUCUUCGAACCAUUGGAAGAAUUAUCAAAUUGGGGAAACCAGAUUGGAAAUUGUUUGUGUUAGCCAUUGGAUUUAUAUUAUGUGCGGUUUUAUACCCAACUACAGCCGUUAAAUUAGUGGGGUCAGUAUUAGAUUCAUUUAACAAUAACAUAAAAGAUAAAGAUGGCGAUUUAAUUGUCUGGGGAUAUAAAGUUUCUACUGUAUUUGCAGUAAUGAUACCGUUUAUGGCUGUUAGUGCCGUUUGCUUCUGGGCCAGAAUUUGGGUAUUGAAAUUAUUGGGAGAGAGAUUAGUAGCCAGAUUGCGUGCUAGAGUGAUGAAAAACUUAUUGCGUCAUGACCAAGAAUUCUUUGAUAAUGAUAAACACAAAGUUGGUGAUUUGAUCAGUAGAUUAUCGAGUGAUGCAUACAUUGUCAGUCGAUCAAUCACAUCUAACCUACCUGAUGGAUUGAAAAACUUAUUAUUUGGAUUGUUAAGUUCAUAUAUGAUGUAUCUGAUUAACCCGAUGCUAUUUGGAAUGAUGUUGUUAAUCUCACCUCCAAUAACAAUUGGUUCAGUAUUUUAUGGUGAGAAAAUCAGGAAAUUAUCGACCAAUUUACAAAAUGCCACUGCUGGGUUAACUAAAGUAUCUGAAGAAACUUUGAAUUCCAUAAAAUUAAUUAAUGCAUUUACUGGUGAGCAAAAGGAAUUAAGAAAAUAUUCUACGCGUUUGAGAAGGGUAGUUGAUGUUGCAAAACAAGAAGCAUUUGCUCAAUCAAACUAUUCAGUAUCUAUUUAUUCAUUGUACCACACUGGUUAUUUGGCAUGUGUGGCCUUGGGAGUUUAUUUGAUGACAAAAGGUACAAUGUCAGCUGGAGAUGUGGUGGCAUUCACCAUGUAUCUGGAAUUCUUCAAUUCAGCAUUAUACAGUUUAACUACUACAUAUUUGGAAUUAAUGAAAGGUGCCGGUGCUGGUGUUAAACUUUUUGCAUUGAUCGAUUAUAAAAACAAGGUCCCUGCUAUCCAAGGAGAAAAAGUGACUACAUGGAGACCUACUUCCGUCAAGGACGAUAUACAGUUUAAUGAUGUCACAUUUAGUUAUCCAACACGUCCGAAUCAUACGAUAUUUGACCAUUGUAAUUUCAAGAUUGUUGGAGGAACUAGUACUUGUAUAGUUGCGCCAAGUGGUGCAGGAAAGUCAACAGUUGCUUCGUUAUUGCUCAGGGCUUACGAUAUACAACUGGGUGAAAUUUUAAUUGGCGGCAAAAAUAUAAAAGAUAUACAAGUGCGUGAUUUGAGACGUUAUAUUAUCGGUAUUGUUCAACAAGAACCAGUGUUAUUGUCAGGGACUAUAUUGGAAAAUAUUGUUUAUGGGUUGACUUCUUCUGAGAUCAACAGGUUGACAAUGCAGGAUAUUAUCGAUGUCUCCAAACAAGCCAAUUGUCAUGAUUUUAUUGUUACUUUCCCUGAUGGAUAUGAUACUAUAAUUGGGAACAGAGGUGCUUCAUUAUCGGGUGGUCAAAAGCAACGUAUAGCUAUUGCUAGAGCAUUGAUUAAAAGACCCAAAGUUUUGAUUUUGGAUGAAGCAACUUCUGCUCUCGAUUCCAAAUCAGAAAGUUUGAUAAAUGAAACAUUGAAAAAUUUGACAAAUGAAGGGUCAAUGACAAUAAUUUCUAUUGCCCAUCGAUUAUCAACAAUUUCCAAAUCGGAGUUUGUUGUUGUGCUAGGCAAGCAUGGCCAAGUCGUUGAAACAGGGAAAUUUGUUGAAUUAUUUAGUGAUCCUGAUUCAGAGUUGUCGAAAUUGUUAGAUGAAUCUGCAACUUCACAAGCAGCUGCGGAUCGACAAGAGGAAGAAGAGGAAUUACAACAAGAGAAUCGUCAUAAAACUCAAGAAGAUGAACGAGAGCAUAUUAAUCGAGAGGCAGAAGAAAUCGAAAAUGAACAAAUUAAAUAUAGUAAAGCCAAGAAUCUAAUUGAAUCAUUGCCACUGGAUAUGAAACAACAAUUACUUACAGAAAUCAAUAUUGAAGAAAAACACGCUGAUUAA